Messenger RNA from Linum trigynum, 2544 nucleotides. The record is from the annotation of a GenBank genome assembly. NCBI's taxonomy places the organism in Eukaryota, Viridiplantae, Streptophyta, Magnoliopsida, Malpighiales, Linaceae.
ACAACCACAUUUUCGGUUGAUUGGAAUGUUUGGACGCUAAAUAGAAUCCGUAACUAAUAAAUAAUUAACAGGAGUACAUAUAUUCAAUUAUUCAGUGUGGCAGGGAAUAAUCAGUCCAUGUUUUACACAACUAUACGGGGGGUAAUCGAUCGGAAAAUGCAGGCAGACCUCACCGGGGGUAAUCGAUCGGAGUAGUAAUGGUAAUGGAGAACGGGGAAGGGAAGGGAGGCCUCACUGGGGCACUCACCGGUAGGGGCUCGCCCAAAUCGGAGGGAAAUGGCGACGGGGAACGGCGCUGGGGAAGAUGGCGAUGGCGACAGGUCUGGGGAAGAUGGCGAUGGCGACGGGUCUGGGGAAGAUGGCGACAGCGCUGGGGAAGCUGAAGUGCAGUCCAGAUGCGACGGCGACGGCGCUAGGGAAGAUGGCGACGGCGCUGGGGAAGAUGGCGAUGGCGACGGCGCUUCUUGUCUCUAGGCUCUCCACGAAGAAGAAGAUGGCGAAUGAAAUUUGGGAAUUAGGGUUCUGCCCGAACCCGACCCACCUUCCCCUUUAAUUUUCGGUCUUUUAGUUUUUUUUUAAUUACACCAACCGGCCGAAUGUAAAAAACCGGACGACCGGCUAGAGCGGCUAACCGCUUCGGCCGCUCGCCGGCCGCCCUAGAGAACCAGUCCGGCUAAAUAGCUGAUCCGAGCCGGUUUUGUGCCCGAUUGGCGGUUUUGGCGGCUCGGCCGGCUCGGCCGGCUCGGCUUUCACAACACUGGUAAUUUGUCCAAAUUGGUGCUUAAUGGACUUAUUCAUUGUUGAAGAAUGGGCUCAGGCCGAAUACGUGAUUUGUAGCCUUCAAAAUCAUAGGAAAAUGAUCUUUCGAAAAAAAAGUCACGCAAAAUAUUACAAAAAUGUCAUCCAAAAAUAAAUACGCACAAAUUGGUGCUUUAUGGACCUAAUAAUUGGUGGAGGGUCGGAUCAAUAGACUUCAUUAUCGUUGGAGAAUAGCUUGGGAAAAAUCACCUGAAAUAUGUGAUGGUACCCCGUUGGAAUAUGCAAAAAAUGGACUCGGAAUAAAUCACCCAAAUUAUUGUUUAAUGGGCUUAAUCAUCAUUGAAGAAUAACCCCAUAUAGGAGUGGGAAAAUUAUUGCGAUUUUGCAGUUAUACCGCACUCGCAUCGAAUAAGAGCGGUUUGUGGUUAACUGCAAACCGUAUAAAAAGGCCUUUUUCGGUAAAAGUUAGUGGACUUGGCUCCUUUGCGAUUUGUGGUCUAACAGCACACCACACCGAAUAACUAACCGUGCAAGAGUAAGCCCAGCCCAGGCCCGACCCAUCCAACGUCCCAAAAAGCAAUCCCAAACUAUCUCCAAACUUCCAAGUUCCAAAAUCGGCCUAGGGUUCCAUUCCUUCCUUUCGAGUUUCGACCUUUCAUUUGUUGCCCGCAGGCAGCAGCUUCGCUGAACCUGAAUGCCUAAACUUUUGUGGCUUUGUCGACCGUCGUUGGUGAAGAGGAAGAGCAGCGGCCAGCGAGCAGCCGAGCAUGAGCAGUCAGUCCAGCUCCACUAGCAGCAUUCACGAGCAGAAGAGCAGGCGUCCCCGUCCAUCGACCAUCGAGAAGCAGAGCAAAGCACGAGCGACAGAGGAGGAGGUGUUGUCGUUCGCGAUUUGCGGUUUGAUGUUUUGUUAAAUGCAAUUAACCGCUAACCAUGAUUUGCGAUUAGUAGUUAACCGCAAACCGUUUGUAUUGCGGUAACAGUGGGUGGUCUUCUCCUUGUGUGAUGGCGGUUCACCGCGCUUAUUCGGUGCAAUUAACUGCAACCACACCUUUCCCACCCCUAUCAUCAGGCCGAACCUGUGAUCUAUAGCCUUCAAAAUCUAAGAAAAAUGACCUUUCAGAAAAAAAUCACCGAUAAAAUUACAAAAAUGCUAUCCGAAAAUAAAUUCGUCCAAAUCAGUUCUUAAUGGAUUUAAUCAUCGGUUGAGAACCGGAUUAAUAGACUUCAUUAUCAGGGUAGAAUAGCCCCAGGCUGACUCUAUUAUCUGUCGCCUCCAAAAUGAAAAGAAAAUGACAUUUCGGAAAAAUCAGCCGAAAUCUGUGGUGGUACCCCUUUGGAAUCUCCAAAAAAUGGAACCGAAAGAAAUUCGCAUAAAUCGGUGCUUAAUGGAAUUAUAGUUGAAGAAUAGCCUCAGAUCGAGUCCUUGAUCUGUAGCUUUCAAAAUCCAAGGAAAAUGGAAUUUGAAAAAAAAAUUACCCAAAAAAUUCUGAAAAUGUCAUCCGAAAUUCGCCCAAAUCAGUUCUUAAUGGACUUAAUUAUCAGUGGGGAAUCGCAUUAAUAGAAUUCAUUAUCGGCGGAGAAUAGCCUGAAAUGAAUUUGUGAUCUAUUAGUUUCCAAAUUGAAAAGAAAACUGCAUUUCGGAAAUAGCGCCCGUAACUUAUGAUAGUACCCAUUUAGAAUCUGCCAAAAAUAUAUCUGAAAGAAAUUCACCCAAAUCGGUGCUUAAAGGACUUAAUAAUCAUUGAAGAAUAGCCAUAGGCUGAAUAAGGGAUAUGUAGCAUU